This is a messenger RNA of Bactrocera oleae (olive fruit fly), 954 nucleotides long. The record is from RefSeq and is a predicted model, not a curated record. NCBI's taxonomy places the organism in Eukaryota, Metazoa, Arthropoda, Insecta, Diptera, Tephritidae.
UUUACUCUUUGGCAGGUUGCAGUUGUUUGUUUCUUCUACGUUAUUCUUUCGGGUUCGUUGCUGUGGCGUUGAUACAACCGGAUUUUAUCUACCGCAGGGCAAUCUUUCUUAAUUUUUAAACACGUUUUUGAUAAAAAAGAAGUAGUAGUCAUGGGGAAAAAUAAAGGAGGGAGUGGAGCAGGUAAAGGGGGUGGCGGCGGCGGUGGCGGCGAUAACAGUGGCGGUGAUGGUGGAAAUAAAAAAAGUGGUGGUGUUGGUGAAAAGAGCGGGAACAAAAAUAAGGGUGGUGCGGGUGCGGAAAAACCUGGUGGUAAAAAGGUGCAAGAGCAGAAGGUAGGCGGAAGUGGAGGAGGAAAAAAAGGAAACAAGAAGUAACAACGAACAAUUAGGUGUUCACUUCCCAAACUAUAUAUAUUAAAAACUGUGUUGUAUAAAAAAACAGUUUUGUCAAUAAAAUUAGUUAAAGUUUGCAUUUAGCAAACAGACAAACAAAAAAGAGACAUCCUACAUGCCCACAUGUACCUCAGACAAGCCCGUAGCCAGUAUUUAGUUUUGGAACGGGCCCGCAAAUUUGAAAGUAAUAUCGAUUAAUAUGGAUGGUUGCAUACUAUGAUACUACAAAAACAUUAGUUCAAUAUAAAGAGACGAGAAUCGAACGAUUUAUACAUUAAAGCACAAUAGAUCGUAAAAAGGAAAAUCGCUAAUUGACAGAAAGUAAACAAUCAAAAGACCUUUCAUGAUAAUACGACUGAACUUAGGCUCACUGCCGCGCUAGUCCAGGCCCGAUACGCCGCCCAUUUUGAUCAACAAAAUACUUUACAUUUUAAUUUAAAAUAUAAUUUCUUUUUUUUUUUGAAAUAUAAUAUUUAUUAUAAUUAUUGUUUAAUAAUAUUACAAAGAAAUAUUUAUUAAACUUUUACAAUAAAAUAAUAAUAAGCCUUUUUCUUGUUCGUG